CAAUAUCAAUAUCAAAAAUUUCUGAAUUCCAAUCUCAGUGUUCUGAAACGUCACCGUCUUUUUCAUCCAAAGGGGAGUGACCUGAGAUCAAAGAUCAUGUGGCGGAGGCUUUUCUCUCCUUCUCAUCUCAAAACCCUAGCUUCUUCUACUCCUCGAUCUGCUUCCGCCGCCGCCAGAUUUGCCGCUUCUCCCGCCGUUUCUCGCUCUCCCAGUUUAUUAUCCCUCCACUUCUCAACCCAAUCCGAUGAUCCUAGUGCAAUCAAAAAGAAGGUUGAGGAUGUAAUGCCAAUCGCUACAGGCCACGAGCGUGAGGAGAUUCAGGCUGAGCUUGAGGGAAGGAAUAUUCUUGAAAUAGACCAUCCCGAAGGUCCUUUCGGCACAAAGGAAGCACCAGCAGUUGUUAAAUCUUACUAUGAUAAAAGGAUAGUCGGAUGCCCAGGAGGUGAAGGCGAGGAUGAACAUGACGUUGUCUGGUUUUGGUUGGAGAAAGGCAAGCCUCAUGAAUGUCCAGUGUGUGCACAGUAUUUUGUGCUUGAAGUGGUGGGACCUGGUGGACCUCCUGGUGGACACGGCGAUGAUGAUCACCAUUGAUUGCAUCCUUCAAAUUUCCUUCUGGAAUAAAUUCUGGAAAAUGGAGAGACAUUGUUUAGCAUACACUAAAGCCUUUCAAAAUCCUGUGGCCUAUAUUUGGUUUUGAUUUGUCUAUACCUUCUUGUGGUGUUGCAACUUCUGAGAUAGAAAGCUUCUGUGAUUAUUUGGACACAGGAUGCUCAUUUGCCUGAGCUAUCAAUUCUGUUAGAUUAUGUUUUGUGCGAUGCAAAAUAAUUGAUAAAACUUGAUAAU
Gastrolobium bilobum is the source of this 843-nucleotide messenger RNA. Its product is annotated as putative cytochrome c oxidase subunit 5b-like. Gene Ontology annotation, biological process: mitochondrial electron transport, cytochrome c to oxygen. The transcript is spliced from 6 exons. Lineage: Eukaryota; Viridiplantae; Streptophyta; Magnoliopsida; Fabales; Fabaceae. The record is from RefSeq and is a predicted model, not a curated record. Gene Ontology annotation, cellular component: mitochondrial envelope. Bases 97 to 591 code for a protein of 164 amino acids.